This is a messenger RNA of Dimorphilus gyrociliatus, 3689 nucleotides long. The record is from the annotation of a GenBank genome assembly. Lineage: Eukaryota; Metazoa; Annelida; Polychaeta; Dinophilidae.
GACGCAUGCGCAUACCGGAUUUACGUGGCAUCCAACUUGACGAUUGAACAAGACUAUUAAAAUUUUGGAUUUAGAUCGUGUUGAUUCAAAAAGUAAAUUCUGAAAAUGAAUCAGCCUUUCACUCAUGGUUCAAAUUAUCCCCCUCCUCUUUCAACAAAUGGAGUAGGACAAACAAACUUCGGGGCACCUCGGCCUGCAGAUGUUAAUGGUGUACAUAACGGAAUGCAGAAUAUGAAUUUCCCGCCGCCGAUGAACAUGAAUAGAAUGCCUUUUUCUCAAGCUACACCACUUUCUCAAUCCCAAGGUUUUCCUAAUCCAAAUCCAAAUACAAGUCAAGCAGGCCAGCCAAAUAACCCAAAUUCACAAGGAUAUCCUCCCCGAUUGUCAAGACCUGCCGAUAUUUCUCAAUCUAUGGGAAAUAUGCACGUCUACGAUUCAGCUCCAAGACCGUCAAUUCCUCCAUCAGGAGUAAAUUCCCAAAAUGCGCCACCACAUAUGGGAGGAAAUAUACCACAGAAUCUACCACCUCCAGUAGGAGGAAAUGUACAACAGAAUUUACCCCAUUCAGUUGGAGGAAAUGCACAACAUAAUCUACCACCUCCUUCCGGGGGUAAUUUCCCGCAGAAUAUGCCACCAAAUCUAGGAGGUAAUGCACCACCAAAUAUGCCUCCCCAUGUUGGGGGAGGUAUUCAGCAUAAUAUGCAACCUCCGGUAGGAAGUAACUUUCAGAAUUUACCAUCUCAUCCAAGUAGUGGAGUUCCCAGUGCAUUUUCAGCACCACCUUCAUCGAAUUAUAAUCCGAAUUUACAGACUUUACACAUGCCUCCUAAAUCUGCUUCUCCAGCGUCCGCUAUUAACGGACCGCCAAUUCCCCCCAAGGAUAUACAUCCUCCAAUAGCUUCGACUUCUGGCCUUCCUGGUCAAUAUCUUCCACCAACCUCUAGUCAAGCUCCCCCCCAUUUCAAUAGUCAAAUGCAACCCCCAACUCCCGGAUCGCUUGGUGGCCCACAUGGUCUACAACAGAGUUCUCAAAUGAUGGCUGGCGCUUCUGUAGCUCCUCCUCCUCCUCCUCCUGGCCAGCAAAUGCUCGGAAAUAUGCCACCCCCUCCCCAAAUCGGACAACAUUAUGUUCCACCAGGGCAACCAGGACAAUUUGUGCAACAACCUGGACUAGCUUCUCAACCUCAACCAGGUUAUGGAGCUAAAAAAUUAGAUCCUAAUCAAAUGCCCAGCCCUAUUCAAGUUAUCGAAGAUGAUAGAGUUAACAGAGGAGGAAUUUUUACAACGGAAGGACGCGGAAAGGUACCUCCGUUAGUAACAACUCCUUUCAUUUGCGAAGAUAGUGGAAAUGCAAACCCUCGUUUAUUGAGGUCAAGCAUGUAUAACGUUCCAAUCAGCAAGGAUAUGCUUAAACAAAGUGAAGUUCCCUUUGCUAUCGCAGUACAACCUUUAGCUGUAUUGGCACAUAAUGAACGUCCCCUACCUAUUGUUGAUAUGGGUGAACAGGGACCUAUUCGUUGUAAUCGAUGUAAGGCUUAUAUGUGUAACAAUAUGCAGUUUAUCGAUGGCGGAAGAAGAUUUCAAUGCUGCUUUUGCUCCUGUAUAACUGACGUUCGUCAAGAUUAUUUUGCUCAUUUGGGAGCUGAUGGACGAAGGGUAGAUGCAAGCUAUAGACCAGAAUUAUCUUUAGGAGCAUUCGAAUUUCUUGCUACAAAAUCAUACUGUAAAAACGAUAAACUGCCAAAAGAGCCAGCUUUUAUCUUUAUGAUAGAUGUUAGCUACAAUGCUGUUCGAAGUGGCUUAGUCCAUUUAUUAUGCUCUAGAUUAAGGGAGGACAUCCUACAAUAUCUACCCGUAGAUACUUCCAGACAAGGCUUCGAGAAGCGCUCGGAAAUAAGAGUUGGAUUUGUUACAUUUCAUAGACAAGUUCACUUUUAUAACCUUCAUCCAUCUCUCACCCAACCUCAAAUGUUGGUCGUAUCAGAUAUUAAUGAUAUGUUUGUCCCUCUUGUUGACGGAUUUCUUGUGAAAGUGCAAGAAUCCUACGAAUUGAUUGACACUUUAUUGGAUCAAAUUCCAAGAAUGUUUGCUGAUAGUCGGGAAACGGAAACAUUGCUUGGCCCUGUUAUCGAAGCUGGUUUAGACGCAUUACAAUCUGCUGAAAGAACUGGGAAGUUAUUUAUCUUUCAAUCCAGUUUACCGAUAUUGAAAGCACCUGGUUCACUAUCGAAUAGGGACGAAAGAAACGCAUUAGGGACUGAAAAGGAAAAAACUCUCUUAUCUCCUAACGGUAAUUAUUAUACCAAGUUGUCAGAAAAGUGUGUCGCAGCCGGUUGCGGUGUUGAUUUAUAUCUAACUCCUAAUUCUUUCAUUGACGUUGCUACGAUUGGUGAAAUAACUAAAUUAACUGGAGGAUCCAUUCAUAAGUAUCAGUAUUUCCAAGCUGAUUUGGAUGGCGAGAGAUUAAUAAAUGAUCUUCUUCAAAACGUCUCUAGACCGAUUGGUUUUGACGCAAUCAUGCGUGUUAGAACUAGCACAGGAAUUAGGCCUACAGAUUUCUUAGGCGCUGUUCACAUGUCAAACACUACUGACAUCGAAAUGGCUACAAUUGAUAGCGAUAAGAGUAUUGCUGUCGAAAUUUUGCACGACGACAAGUUAAAACCAGAGGAGGGAGCUUUCGUUCAAGUGGCUUUAUUAUAUACUUCGUGUUCCGGGCAAAGACGGUUAAGAAUCCUAAAUAUGGCUUUGAAUUGCGCCGAAGAAAUGACAGAGGUCUUUAAAGCUUGUGAAUUGGACACAGUAGUUAAUUUCUUAUCUAAAUAUUACGCAAGAGAAACUCUGCGCUCAAAUCCCAAGGCAGUUAGGGAAAAAUUUACAGGUCAAGUUGCUCGAAUUCUAGCAUGCUACAGAAAGAAAUGUUCAACUUCAACGGCCAGUGGUCAAUUAAUCUUACCAGAAUGUAUGAAAUUAUUACCAUUAUAUGCUAAUUGCAUAUUGAAAUCCCCGGCUUUCCAAGGAUCAUCCGAAAUCUCGCUUGACGAUAGAGCGUUUAUGAUGUGCGCUCUAUCUUCAAUGUCGGUUAGAGAAACAGCUGGAUUCUUUUAUCCGAGAUUGAUACCAUUGACUGCAAUAGAUCCGAAUGCUACAGCUAUACCAACUGCCAUAAGAUGCUCUCAAGAAAGGCUACAGAGCGAUGGAGCUUAUUUAUUGGAGAACGGUAUGCAAAUGUUUAUAUGGGUUGGUAAAGAUAUUGAUCCAGAAUGGGUACAAGCCGUUUUCGGAGUUGAUAAUCCCAUCCAUAUCGAUGUUGAUUCCACCCGUUUGAAAGACCUGGAUAAUCCAUACUCCAAACGUGUUAGGGAUAUUGUAAAAAGAGUUCAAGCUGAACAUAAUAGGCAAAUGAAGUUGGUCAUUGUGAAAGAAAAGGAUAAAUUAGAACCAAUUUUCGCCCAAUUCCUCGUUGAAGACAGAAGCGGAUUGAGUGGUUCAGUAUCUUACGUAGACUUUUUAUGUCACAUUCAUAAAGAAAUUCGAGCAUUGUUAAGUUGAAUUAUAUGAUUGAUUAUUCUUUAUUGUUUUCCUAAAUUAUUUAUAAAUUGGAAAAAGUUAUAUGUGUUUAAAAAGAAGAAAAAUUGUACAAAAAUAUUAUAUUAUAUUGGUUUUAAAAAUUAUUUCUUUGAAGAAAAAAA